This is a messenger RNA of Pollicipes pollicipes, 1130 nucleotides long. Its product is annotated as COMM domain-containing protein 5. The transcript is spliced from 5 exons. The record is from RefSeq and is a predicted model, not a curated record. Bases 100 to 693 code for a protein of 197 amino acids. Lineage: Eukaryota; Metazoa; Arthropoda; Thecostraca; Pollicipedomorpha; Pollicipedidae. Gene Ontology annotation, cellular component: nucleus.
GACGUCAUGAUCAUCUACGCGUAGAACGCUGAAGUGCCGGGUUAUCGGGCGCAUUUAGGUGCAAGAGGUCCGCCGAACAGGUGUGUUGCAAGAUCCCAUAUGACUGAACUUUAUUUUGGAGCAACAAGAUUGCCACCUGAAGUUAAAUUGCUCCGCUCUCAGAAUGAGGUGAUAUCGGAAGGAGAGGUUAAGGGCCUCAUCCAAGCAGCGCAGCUGCACCUGGAGCAGCGGCCCAAGGCAGCAGGCUGUGCAUUCUCAGCCGUGGCUGCCAGCUCACAGUGUCGUGAGCUGGCGGCUGUGUAUGGUGGUCUACUGACACUGCUGCAGGCGGCCCGUGCCCUGCCGCCUAGCAGGCGCCGCGCCGCCACCCUCACCGCUGCCCUCCGACAGAUCAGGGUGCCGGACGCGUGGCACGCGGCUCUGGUAGAGGCCAUGUGCGGCCCCCUGCCUCCGACGCCAGCUGCCCCGGACGUCACGGCGCCCGUCCACUGGCAGCUGGACAUCGUCAUCAACCACAGCGAGCGAGGAAGGAUUCUAGAGCCUUCUGUCGGACUGGGCAUACCAAGCAGCUCAGGGGAGACCACGUACCUUCAGUUUCCGAAAGCUCAAUUUCUCCGCUUCCGCCAAGAGAUGGCAGUGAUGCAGCGUGAAAUGGAGUCCGCCGAGUCCAAGGCUGGCAUUCGACCCAGCUGAGUAACAUGUGGUUUCGAUAAGUUGUGUGCUCUGUGAACCUUUGUCGAAGAGGAAAAUGGCAUGUGCUACUCAUCCACGCUAUGUUUAUCGAAUAUUUCCAAAGGCAUCGGUGCUGCUGAUCGGGCAAACAGCCUGUUGUGUGAGGACUUCUUUUGUCUGCGCCCCUGAGACCGAAAGAACCUACUUCAACACCACAGAAGAAAUGAAAAGUAUGACGCUCCCUUGCGAGUGUGGAGGCGGAUUGGGACGUGUGUAAACAGUUGAAAAGGAAACUUUGGCUCGGCACGUUACCGUUUUGCAGCGACAACACACAAUGACACGUGGGCUGGACGGCCGUUGAAAACGCGCUGAAUCAUGUGCCUGUAUGUGUAUGGGUGUACCUGACUGGAGUCAACCGCGCUGGGAGCUUAUAAAAGUGAUCAUCUACGAUCGUAAUA